AUGGCCAAGAAUCAGACGAAAAGACAGAAAAAGGUAUCUGCCUCUCUUGAUCUUAUAAAUUUUGAUGAGAAUAUCUUCUACAACAUCUUCAAGAAGCUUGAAGCUGAUACUUUAUACAAUUUAAGGGUGUUCUGCAAGCAAUGGUAUAAUUUGAUAUUAGAUCCUCAUUUUGCUAAUUCCAAUCUCCCUUACGCGGAACCUGGUAUCUUGACCCAAACCCAUGCCCACAAGGGUUAUUCACUACGUCUUAUAAAGAUGAAAGAAGGAAAGGUGAAGGUAGAGAAAUUGAAUUUGUAUUUUGAGGAGCCAAUACGUGCUUCAUGCAAUGGACUUGUCUUGAUGAAAGAUCUCCCGGAACCUGGAGAUUUAUCAGUAGGGAACCUUCUCACCAGAAAAGGUACAAAAUUGCCUUUGGAAACUUGCAAUUUACCUCUUCACAAUGUUUUUGGGUUCACACAUAUUAAGGAAACAGGUGAAUACAAGAUCGUGUGCCAAAUGUUUGAUGACAAUAUUGGUUCUAUUGUGUACAAGAUACUCACUCUUGGUUCUAAUGAAUGGAGACAAGUGAAGGGGCCUCAAUUGGCUUCGAAUAAGCAUGAACCCUUAUCCAUUAACAGUUGUGUGUAUUCACUAAUCAUUGAUGAUGAGAUUGAAGAAGAAUUCUUGUUUUCCAUAGACACUGCUGAUGAAACUUCUCACAAGAUGGCACUUCCAUUAUUUCGACGCCCAACUUUUAUAUGUCCUGUAGAUUGUAACCUAAUGGAUCUCGGAGGAGAAAUAUCACUUGUGGCAGGGUUUGUGUAUAAUGGUUAUGCUGAAGUGUGGGUUCUGUACAAUGACCAGGAAUUCUUUAUUGAGAAAGAAUGGACUAUGCUACACCGCAUCUACUUUCGAGUUGAAAGAUUCGGUCGUCAAGAUGUCCUACAAUUUGUUGUGCCAAUUGGUAGCCUUUGCAAUGGUAAACUAAUAUUGUUCGUUCACGCAGAUAAUCCAUUUGGUUCCUGUUAUGUAGCUGAUAUGGAAAUGAAGCAUGUGGUAAAGAUGUUACCAAAUGUCAAGGCCAACAGAUAUCAUUGUAUAUCGCACUUGAACAGCCUCAUUUCAUGCCAAUCUUUGUAG
Molecule: messenger RNA, 1119 nt
Organism: Telopea speciosissima
Lineage: Eukaryota; Viridiplantae; Streptophyta; Magnoliopsida; Proteales; Proteaceae
Exons: 1
Coding region: 1-1119 (372 amino acids)
Molecular function (GO): protein binding
Source: RefSeq, a predicted model, not a curated record